Molecule: messenger RNA, 525 nt
Organism: Angiostrongylus costaricensis
Lineage: Eukaryota; Metazoa; Nematoda; Chromadorea; Rhabditida; Metastrongylidae
Source: the annotation of a GenBank genome assembly
AUGUCCGCUGAUGACAUUUUAGUAAACAGUAACAUUAACACCUUUGUAAAUCGAAUUCUGUUAUUAGCAUCGAUACUACUCUGCUUCGUUCGCUCGGUGCUACGAAACACGAUACCGACUGCUACACGGUACCGACGCUUUCGUAAUUGUAACCGGCUCGAGUUAGCCCAUCGAUACAAUAAGCAACUGCUGCCAAUACUUCUAGGAUGCCCCGAACCACGAGUAUGCGCGAAAAACUGCUUCGUAUACAUCAACGAAAAUGGUUGUCAGGAUUGUCAGUGUUUAUGGCAAUCACUUAGUAAGCCUUUUAAAACUUCCUUACUUUACUGCGAUCUAGGAAAAUGCAACUGCCGUAUAGGGCUACGCCAAGAUAUGACACAUUCUGGAUUUUGCGAAGAAGAUCCUAAUUUCAAAAAACAACCUUCCAAGACUGGUACGUUAUUGUUACAAUGCGUAAACCACUCUACAGAGGUAGCACGACAUUCAAAGUGCAGGUUUAACAUUUACACCAUACACUAUGCUUAG